Messenger RNA from Sclerotinia trifoliorum, 1971 nucleotides. Lineage: Eukaryota; Fungi; Ascomycota; Leotiomycetes; Helotiales; Sclerotiniaceae. The record is from the annotation of a GenBank genome assembly.
AUGGAUAGAACCUUAAACAAUGCAAUGGCGGCUGUCUGCACACUGCACAAGGCUUAUCAAAUCUGCCUACAGUAUCUUCUCACUAGAUCCUCCACAGUCUAGCUUCAUGCUUCAUAUCAAAAUCAGAUGAAGAUAGCCUUGCCUGAUAAUAUAUUCCCGAUAACCUUAUCUUAUUGUCUGUCGUCUAUUGCGUUAUUGCUGACUGAGUAUACCGGCCGGUACUCAGUCUUACAUCUACUAUUGAUCCUGAACCGCAAGCUUGCAGCACUGCACUGAGCACUUAGCAGUGAGUACGAACUCAAUAUUGAUUAAUCUUACAUAGCGGCGGCUAACGAGUAUAUCUUCGGAAUUAUUAGGGAUUCGUCAUCAUUCAUCAUGCCCAAGGCGAUAACGAUGCAAAAGAUAGAGGGGGGAAAACCGGGUCAGGUUUACUACCCGUGGGUUUCAUUUCAUUUCUCUUCAAUUCUCUUCCAUCCAUCCUAUCUCCCCUUCAUCCAUGACCAUUCCACCAUCCACCGGUAUCCCAUCCUUCUCUCCACAAUUGAUACCUAUUCGUAAAACAUCCAAUCUAAUAGGUAGGCACGGAAUUGCGUAAACCAACAAACUAACCUCCCACGCGCCCACAGUCUGAACCUCACCAACCAUCCCACCCCCCCGCUAACCCCCACUUCCCUACUCAUCCAAAUCCACACCGCGGCACUCAAUCACCGGGAUCUAUUUCUCCGCCAACAUCUCUAUCCAUCUCCAUCCUUUACCACUCCCCUCCUAGCCGAUGCCUGCGGUAUCGUCUCCCAGAUCGGCAGUAAAGCCGAUGAAAAAUGGCUCGGGAAACGCGUCAUUCUUACUCCCGGCCGCGGAUGGAGAGAUGAUCCGUUCGGUCCCGAGGAUGUAGAUGGGUAUAAGAUUUUAGGUGGGACGAGUAGUGUUCCUAUUGGAACGUUGAUUGAAGAGGUAGUUAUUGAGCAGGAGGAGGUAGAAGAGGCUCCGUCGCAUUUGUCGGAUGUGGAAGCGGCGGCUUUGCCGUUGGUGGGAUUGACGGCUUGGAGGGCCUUGGUUGUUAAAGGCGGAGAGGGGAAUAUUGGGACAGGGAAGAAUAUUUUGAUCACGGGGAUUGGGGGUGGUGUGGCGUUGAGUGUUUUGCUUUUUGCAGUGGCGUUGGGGAGUAAUGUUUUUGUUACUAGUGGUGAUGUUGAGAAGAUUGAAAAGGCGAAAGUGUUAGGAGCGAAGGGGGGUGUUAGUUAUAAGAGUGACGGGUGGGAGAAGGAAUUAAAAGGUUUGUUAAAGGGGUUUGGGAAGGGGAAGUUGGAUUUGAUUAUUGAUGGGGCGGGAGGUGAUAUUGUUAGGAGAGCUACGAAGUUGUUGAAGGUGUGUUGUUUUCUUUCGUUUAUUUUUCAUUUUUCUUCUGAGCUGGGCAGUUACCUCUCUACAUAUUUAUUUUCAUCAUCAUCUCUAUCACCAUCCUCAUCCCCAUACCCACCCACAUACACACCCAAUAAACUAACACCCUCCCUCUCCCCCUCCACAGCUCGGCGGCACAAUAGUCCAAUACGGCAUGACUCUCUCCCCCAAAAUGGACUGGUCCAUGUCAGCCAACCUCAUGAAUCUCGAACUCAAAGGAUCAACCAUGGGAUCGAGAAAAGAAUUCAAAGAAAUGAUUAACUUUGUUAAUGAACGGAAGAUUAAACCGGUUAUUUCGAGAGUGGUGAAAGGAAUUGAUAAUUUGAGCGAGAUUGAUGAGUUAUUUGGGAUGAUGAAGGUGGGGAGUCAGUUUGGGAAAUUGGUUGUUGUGGUUAAGGGGGAGGGUGAGGAGGGGGAGGGAAAGGAGGAGGGUGAGGGAGGGAAGGUGGGGAGUAAGUUGUAAAUUUGGGUUAGUGGUGAAGGAAGGGUUGAUGUUCUGUUGGUAGAUAGAUAGGUGCGUAGAGUGUUAGUUGUAUGUCAUUAUAUAUAAAAAAUGAUGAUGAAUUUGAUGGA